Schistosoma mattheei is the source of this 1064-nucleotide messenger RNA. Lineage: Eukaryota; Metazoa; Platyhelminthes; Trematoda; Strigeidida; Schistosomatidae. The record is from the annotation of a GenBank genome assembly.
AAUGAAUUUAGUUGUAUCCACUCUAUUAAUGAAUAAUUAUCCGAAAGGUUUUAUUAAAAGAAUAAUUAAGAAUGAAGAACGGAAUGAUAUUUUUAAAAAAAGAGUUAAGCAAGAUUGGAUGAAUACAGUAGUGAUCCCAUAUCGUAAAGGUAUCUCAGAAGACAUCAGAAGGAUUUUAAUUCGUCAAAAUAUAAGAGUAUUCUUUCGAACAAACAAUACUCUAAGAUCAAAACUAGUAAGAAUCAAAGAUCCAAUACACAAGGAUGAUCAACAAAAUUGUGUUUAUGAAAUCAAAUGUAAUGAUUGUAAUGCAACGUAUGUAGGUGAAACAUCAAGACAACUGAAUGUGAGGGUGAAAGAACACAAACUGUGCUUAAAGCAUAUUCCUAAAUCCUCAAUUGAUGUAAAAAAGCUUGAGAACAGAUCAGCGAUAGCAUUACAUUCAAUUGAAUCGGGUCAUACAGUUGAUUUCAAUGGCACGAGAAUCAUUCAAAAAGGAUUUAAUUCUUACAAAGAACGCCUAACAGCUGAAGCCUUACAUAUAUGGGCUAAUUUAAACAAUAUUAAUAGGAGAGAUGGAAUACAACUAGCUGCACCAUGGCAACUAAUAAUUAAUAAGUAAACCUGAUCUCCUUUUUGCCAUUUGAUAUAUUUAUGCCAUAGUAACUAAUUGAUAGAUAAUACGUUCAAUGAUUCAAAUCCGUUAUCUUAUCUGAAUAUGUUAAACAAUUGACUGGAACAUUUUUUAAAAUAACACACUUCAAUUACAUAUACAUUCCUCGUUUAUUUAUUUUGUUUACUUAUCUUCAUUUAAUGCAGGCUGUAGCAUUUUGAUUCAUUUCAUACAUAAAAAUGAUUUGUUUUCUUAAUAUACACAGACCGUAGUCAAUAUUAAGUUGAAUGAAAAUUUUUUCUCAUAUCACUUGCGUAUAAACACAUUCUGUUAUCUUAACACGUUUUGGUUCCAUAACACAUACAAAACAAUUUGUCAUAACCUUGAAUUUACCUUAUAAUCCUUAAGUCAUUCUAUGGCCUAGGAUAACAUGACAAUUUCUUAUUCUUUC